This is a messenger RNA of Parnassius mnemosyne (clouded apollo), 1392 nucleotides long. The record is from the annotation of a GenBank genome assembly. Lineage: Eukaryota; Metazoa; Arthropoda; Insecta; Lepidoptera; Papilionidae.
AUGUUAACUUUAUGUCACAACUAUUAUCAAGUAUCUCCUAAUACAAAGAACAAUAAAGAUGUUGUUCAACAUUAUAGUAAGAAGAAAUUUGUAUUUGGCCUUUUUAUUUUAUUGUUGGUAGCUGUUUUGUGGGUUGUGUCAUCAGAACUGACAAAGUAUCUGUACAAUGAAAAAAAACUAGAAAGACCCUUUCUUAUAACUUAUGUCCGCAGUUCAUUAUUAUUAGUUUAUUUAAUAGUUUUGUGUUUCUCACCACCUACAAGGGAUCCUUGUCGACCUGCAGAUUAUACGCAAUUAUUAGAACCUACAGCUGAAACAGAUGAUGAAAAUUAUUAUCAUGAAUCUACAAGCAGUUUGGGUGAUUCCACUUUCGUUCCUGUUCGAGCUGGUGAAACUACGGACAGUGAUGAUGCAGCUCCUAGAGCUGUACGAUUUAACAAAGUGGCUGAGGUACGUGUCAUGUCAGCGGCUAUGGCUGGUGAGGCCCUACUAGCUCGUUUGUCGUGGGCGGCGUCAGUUCGCGCAUCAGAACACGCGCAACGUCGCGCUGCCGCAGCUGCCACUAAACGACAUAUACGACUCGCGCUACUUUUUUCUGUACCAUGGUUCAUAUCGAAUUAUUUGUACCGAUUAAGUUUACUACACACUUCGUCGAGUUCGGCAAUUGUCUACACGUCAACGACAAGUGCGUUUGCACUUUCAUUCGGUGCAAUAUUCGCGCAAGUGCCGACCGACCGGUUCACAAUCUCUAAAUGCGUUGCAGUAUUACUCACCGCAGCUGGACUCGUGGUGUUGGGUUUAUCUGAGAGCCAUCAAACUAAUUGGACAGCAGUGUUGUCAGCAUUAGGCUCUUCGUUUUUUUACGCAUUGCAUCUAUUGUUGUUUCGCCAGGAAUUGAGAAAAGGAGAGGGCAUUAAUUCUAUUCUGCUAAUUGGUGUUGUCGGUUGCGCUUGUGGUUGUAUGGCGUGGGCUAUGGGUGGAGUAUUAGCUGCGACGGGUAUUGAAAAAGCCGAACUGCCGCCAACAAAACUGUGGAGUUGGCUACUUCUAGAUGCCAUACUAGGACCACUGCUAUUAGAUUCUCUGUGGAUCUGGGGCAGAUCACUAACGUCGUCAAAGACAGCCACAAGUAUGUUGGCGUUAAGUAUCCCCCUCGGAGCUUGCGUGGAGUUCUGGCGCGGCACGUAUAGUGCGGGCGCGUGGCGUUUUUUAGCCGCGCUGUUUUCUAGCGCCGGCUGGGCUACGGCUGCGCUUGAACUGCCUCGUGUGUCAGCACCCUUAGACUGGCUAACUACACGUAUGCGAGCAGCAGAGGGCUUCUCGACUAUAAGAAAUAUAGCGGAGUUGGACGAAGAAUCUGAAGCACUCAUGUCAUCCGAUGAGCCGACGUAG